Opisthorchis viverrini is the source of this 1371-nucleotide messenger RNA. RefSeq lists its product as hypothetical. Gene Ontology annotation, cellular component: snRNA-activating protein complex. NCBI's taxonomy places the organism in Eukaryota, Metazoa, Platyhelminthes, Trematoda, Opisthorchiida, Opisthorchiidae. The record is from RefSeq and is a predicted model, not a curated record. Gene Ontology annotation, biological process: snRNA transcription by RNA polymerase III; snRNA transcription by RNA polymerase II. The coding region runs from base 1 to 1371 and encodes 456 amino acids. Gene Ontology annotation, molecular function: bent DNA binding; RNA polymerase III type 3 promoter sequence-specific DNA binding; RNA polymerase II cis-regulatory region sequence-specific DNA binding. The transcript is spliced from 9 exons.
AUGGAAAUCAGCAACAUCGAAUCACCUGCGUUGCGCAUCGGUGAUCUACCGAGGUUGUAUGAAGCCACCAUUCCAGAUGAGUAUUUCCAUCUAGAUGAACAUUGUGCAUCAUCUUCGGCUUCCAAUGCAUUAGCUGACUUGGUAUCGCAAGCGUCUACCUUCAAGCAACUACAACAAGAUUGCAGUCUUGAAUCCCUUUUUAUUGAAGAUGACAACACGACACUCGAGGCAAUUUUGGAGACUGUACCCGCACGAAAUGUGGAUCUGAUCAAACUUAGGACACUGGAAGUCCUCAAAUGCUACGCACCAACAGCUGCCUCUCCUAUAUCCCUGCAAACCAAGUUAAGGCGGGUCACAAAACCGUAUGUUGACUUAUCCUACAAGAAUAUGGUGCACGAAUCUCCCGAGGCAACUGAGUUGCUGAGGGAUGUCUUUGUCACCGUUCAUGUCCACCGCCCAAUCUCUUUGUCACAACUGGACCUAGCGACACAGUCUCGUUACUUGAUUACAACGCAACAGAUUGUUCUGCUUGGAUCAAAUAAGCUGACCCAGCUACGAGAUGCUGUCAAAUGUCCUCAGGAUAAAGUCUGGUUGGGUGAUUGCAGUGAAGCACUGGAUGAUCCAAACCUCCACAUACCAGCAGAACGAUUGUAUAAGUCGUCCUACUUCUUUAUUGAAAAUACGUUUUAUGAUGACCUUCGGAGUCGGGAACAUCACAGUCUUAGUCAACCUAUUCUUGAAUGGAUCAAAACCAAACCAGAGUUCGAUUCAAAAGGCCCAUUUACUUCGGCUCCGAUGAACGAUGUACUUAUCCGUGAUUUGGUCGUUCACAUUGGAAAGCCAUACCACUAUGUCCAUCAGGGCAACUGCGAACAUGUCAUCGUGUUUACCGAUAUCAGGCUCGUUGACCGCGAUGCAUGCCAGUCACCCGAAAUGUUCCCCAUGCUAACUGGUCGUGGCUACAUCCGGUCAAUCCGGUGCUAUGUAUGCAAGCGGCUAGUCUGUCGCUGGAUUGUUUCAAAAGUGGGUACGCUACUCCCACUAGAACCAUGCCCACUCUGUGACGUUUGCCUACGGUUACUCCUCUACGAUUGCGAUGGCAAGAAGAUCUAUCCGGACAUGGUUGUUCAUAUGUUUUGUGGUGAAGAAGUGGUCGCCGUACGAGAACAAUAUCGUCUGCAUUUUCCAGAUCAACAAGGUUUUCGUCAACAGUUACGUGAACACCAGAGUUUUGAAGAGCUUCUAGCUCUGAGAAUACAAAGAACAUACUAUGUUCAUAAACUUCCGGGGUAUUUGACGGGCAAGCUUGUACAGGAGAACAGACCAGUCAACAGAGUCGAAUGCGCCGACGGUCAGUAUAACUUUCAUUAG